Molecule: messenger RNA, 2475 nt
Organism: Colletotrichum karsti
Lineage: Eukaryota; Fungi; Ascomycota; Sordariomycetes; Glomerellales; Glomerellaceae
Exons: 5
Coding region: 1-2475 (824 amino acids)
Source: RefSeq, a predicted model, not a curated record
AUGCAUCCCACGGAACCGCAACUGCAGGAAGGGGAAUGUCGGCCCACUGUCUCGACUCCAACGGCGACCUCUCGACCUGGCCAUCUUAUCGACGAAGCAAUCCAGCUCAACCUGAUCGUCUUGGCCUGGCUGCAAGACCUCCCUUCCUCUGCAGCCUUCGCGCCUUCCGAAACUUCCAAUUCCACAUCAACCGAGGCAUCGAUCGCCAACUCCGGCCCGUCCCUAUUUCACUCCGUCGACGCAAGCAUGCCGAAAGACGCACCGAAAACACCGCAGACCGGAAGGAGAGGGAGAUCCCGCAGAGGGCGGAAGCUCGCCGAGACAGACACCGACGACACCGAAGGGCUUCCCGACUCGCCCACCCCCCGCCGACCGACCGCACGCCCGACCGCACAGCGCGUAACCCGAGCCGCGUCAAGAGGAACCGAUCAAGGAACACAAAAGCGGGCACCCGCCGGCGGACGCGAGGGAGAACCCUCUUCGUCGUCCAGCAUGCUGCGAGACGAGGAGGUUGUUGGAGCAGCUACAACAGCGUCCUCGGUAUCUGCGUAUUCCAAGGUUUUCGAUCGGCUUCCGCUUCGGAUCGGGGGCAGCGCCACGCCGUCCCUGUCGACGACUUCAAGCCAAGGGGGGCUAGGCCGACGCCAGCGGAGUCCGGUCAAGGACGUCGUCGAUCUCCGCUUCGCUGCGAAGCCUAUUGAGCUGGGCCUGGCGCGCAACGCGCCAGCUUUUCCAGAGAGCGUCGAGCGCCUCUACAACAGGCUCAAAGAGAUCAAGGACGGCAAGAACAUCAUACCGGCUUCGAUCGAAAGGGAAGUGCUGGCUCGCGAGCGGGAGCUUCAAGGGCGCGAGACCGAGAUCAGCACCGACUCUAUGAGAAACGACUCCAGCGGGCCUGCCGCUCGGAAACAGUUCCUGGCUGAGCUGGAAAUCAUGUCGGACGUUGUCGAGCAGACCGUCACUGCAAUGCUGGAGAGAUGCUCCGAGGCUCACUGGAACGAGUGCGUCCACGGGCCCAUGUUGAGGGCGGCAGUUGGGAAAGCCAAUGACCCUGUCGUCGGUUCCUGGAACGUGACCUCCGCACGUAUCGCAGCGAAGUGGAUACCCCAGGACUCGGCCGGCGUUGACUUCCAAGACAGGAUGGUCGAUUAUUGUAUCGCCCUUUCCGACAAGGAGACUCGCGCGGCAUCCAAGGCUGCGGUCACCCGGAACAUGAAGGCUCUCGCCACGGAACGGACGAGGUCGAGUGCUAGUGAGACAUCCAGCAUAGCGAGCGGGGAGUCGGGGGCAUUGAAGCCCGGCAGCCGUAAACAGCCACCCGUACCCAGGCCCUCCGUCAAUCACAUCGACUACGCCCCCUUGCGGGAGCGCCCCAUCACCGUCAGCAUCGAGACUAAGAAGUCCCAGAUAUCGGGUGAUGAGGCCCUUGCACAACUGUCCGUGUGGGCGUCAUCUCACUUGGCCCGGCUGCGAUAUCUCUUUGACGACGAGCGCGGGGUGGUCAGCAUGCCGCUUCCGCUCGUGCAAAUAUCCGGGGACACAUGGCAGGUCCAUUUUGCUGUGGAUCGUGACGAGCGCAUCGACAUCUUGAAGGCGUUCGAUUUACAAGGAACGAGCACGCUUUUGGGCUGCUACAAGGUCUUUGCGAUGUUGCAGGCCCUGAGGGACUGGAUUCAGAAACUUAAGCGCUCCUUCACCAUCAUCUUGCAACGUCUCUGCGGGUUCGAUACAUCCGUCCAUCCAGCUCCGGAGUCGGCAACCGACCGCCCCACUUGCCCCGUUCCGCUCCGCCCAGGGUGUGUGGGGCAGCCGGAAGCCGGAGACUCCGAUGCCGAUGCCAGCACCGCCCGUCCCAGCCUCGACCCUACCGGAAAGUCAGAGCUCAGACGCGCCAUCUGGGACGAGCUCAUACAAGAAAAGACUCCUCCCUCUUCGCCCAUAUCUCCCAGCGCGUGGAAGAGGACCGCCGAUCCCGAUAUGUCCAACCUCUCCUUCACCUUCAGAGGCGACGAGGAUACGGUUCCCGAGGAGGCCGUCGACAAGAGCAUCGAGAACCAGAUAAAAUCCAUGCCCAUCUGGACAUCAAACUCCAAAAUACCCUUCAGCGACUCAACUUCUCAUCAAGAACGGCCUCAAAGUAACGGCAUUCAACGCAAGCUUCCCAGUGCGAUGCAGUCGACUCGGAAUCUGCUGAAGACAGCCAUCGUCUACAUCCGAAUCGCCUGCCGCACCAUCGCACUCGCACUCGCCCUCGUCCACUUCGGCAUCGGAAUAGCUUUGAUCGGCGACGUCGUUGGCUGGUUCGCGUGCCGGAACGCGGCAGCGUCUACGUCUGCUGGGGGAAACGCCGUUUGUCACGUUUACAACCAGAUUCAUUUCUCUUUGGCCUGUGUCAAAGACUUUCUUGGUGCUGUGAUGGAUGUUGUGGUGGCGGAUGCCUCUUCCAGGCGAACUGCUGUUAGUAGCAUCGGAUAA